This is a messenger RNA of Pipra filicauda (Wire-tailed manakin), 2839 nucleotides long. It is a transcript of the gene GP5, whose product is annotated as glycoprotein V platelet. Bases 233 to 2158 code for a protein of 641 amino acids. The record is from RefSeq and is a predicted model, not a curated record. Gene Ontology annotation, molecular function: protein binding. NCBI's taxonomy places the organism in Eukaryota, Metazoa, Chordata, Aves, Passeriformes, Pipridae. The transcript has a single exon. Gene Ontology annotation, cellular component: extracellular matrix.
ACAAAAGACCUUUAUCUGUACCUCUCAGUGUAAGCUGAGCAGCUUAUAAAUAUUUGCAGUAACAGAGAUUUUGAAGUUUGCUUUCAAGCCAGGAGAAAUUUUGCACACAUUUGCAGGUUUUAUGAUAUAAUCACACAUCUUUGUGAGCUGCUAAGUUAUUAACUACUUGUGAUCAAAUCCUGACUCUCUCUUAUCUCUUGUAACAGCUAAUGUUUCUGGCAGUUCAACAAGGAUGUUGGUGUUCCGUUUGUCACUGAUGAUCAAGCUUUUCUUCCAGUUGGAUGCAUCGGUUUGUCCUGAGAAGUGUGACUGCUCUUCAAAAAAUGCAGUUCAUUGCUCGGGUCCCCACAUAAAAGACCUGGCAUCUUUAAAUCUGCCUUGCAACAUGACACAAAUCCACAUAACGAACACUAAUGUGCCGUACUUGCAGGAUGUUUUUUCUGGGAUGGUGGAACUGCAGCAUCUCAUCUUGUCUUCAAACAACAUCUCUCUGGUUUCACCAAUGGCUUUUAAAGGGUUGAGAAAUCUAAAAAUCCUCAAACUGCUAGAUAAUAAGCUUGUUGAGCUUCCUCCAGAAGUGUUUGAUGACAUGGUGCAGCUUCAGCAAUUGAUCAUCGAAAGUAACAGGUUGAAAUCCAUCGAGGAAAAUCUGUUUGACAAACUAGCUAGUUUGGAGGAACUGUACUUGAACAAAAACCAACUAACAGCACUUCCUAGUGACAUGCUGAAGAAUCUUACCAAACUCAAAGUACUGAACUUGUCAAGAAAUUACUUAGCAGCACUGCCUAGAAAUAUAUUCAGUGCAUUAGCCAGGCUUGAGAAGCUGAUGCUAUAUUUUAACAGGCUGUCGUCAAUAGAGUCUGGUAUGUUUGAUAACCUGACGGAGCUGCAGGAACUCUUCCUGCAUUGCAAUAACAUCCAGUCCAUCGCCCCUGAUGCAUUUCAUUGUCUUCACAAACUGAGGCGCCUGACGCUCUCCAGAAACAAGCUUGAGGUUUUGCCUUCUGGGCUUUUUUUGCACUUGCAUGAUCUGUGUAAACUGACCUUAUACAGGAACCCACUGAAGUCUCUUCCAGAAAUACUGUUUGGAGAAAUGAGGCAUCUUGGUAGCCUGUGGCUGUAUCACACAAAGCUCUCAACGAUACCAGAUUUUGUGUUCAGUAACUUGACAAAUUUAGAGCUUCUUGUGCUGAGUUUUAAUCCAGAGCUUACGGUUCUUCCAAGGAACGUGUUCAGUGGCCUGAAUGAACUGCGAGGCCUUUCUCUGCAUACAAACAAUAUUUCCAGUUUGCCAGAGGGCAUAUUUCUGAGCCUUCAGAAACUGCAGAACGUUUCCCUCUUUGAUACAAGGCUUGAGGUUCUUCCUAGAGACCUCUUUCAUAAUCUCAAGCACCUCCAGAAGGUUUACCUGAAUAGUACUAAGCUGCAGUCUCUUCCUGCAGACUUCUUUGCCGCUUUACCUGAGCUGCAAGAAGUUGUUCUUGACGACAACCCUUGGAAAUGUGAUUGCCAAAUUCUUGGCUUCCGAGAGUGGCUCCAAAAGAGCAUGGAGAUAGUUAAAGAUGUGCCAUCUCUAAAGUGCAACAGCCCACUGGCACUGCAGAAUAUUUCUCUUGUGGCUCUAACCAUUGAUGGCCCAAAGUGCCUGCCAACCACAGCCAUUACGUAUCAGACCUUCAGCUCAACUUAUUCCCAGACCUUGACGUCUCCUGUAACGGAGCAGUUAAGAUCAUCUUGGGAGAUUUCUGUAACAGCAGUGUUUGACAUGGAAAGCAGCACACCCACAUCAAUUCCUCCUGAGACUCCAGGUUUUACCUACUCCCAUGUUGAAGAUGUUGGACAGCCUGGGUUUCAUUUCUCAGAUGUUCCAAUACAAACUUCUCCCAGCGUCAUAGCACGAACUGACAGUGUCAGAGGAACAGAUUUAACUACUCUUGUCUGGUGGGAUGAGUUGCCAGCCCACAGGAGUGCUAAACCCUAUUUUAAUACCAGAAUUGCUUAUUGCCAGCUAUUCUUGUGCCUUCACAGUUUGAUUUUAGCACUCCAGACUGUAACCAUUGUGCUCAGUCUGUAUGUGAUGGGUAAAACCAGGCAACUCUUGCACUCCAAAAAUACUCCUGCUCAGCCUGUAGUUCUGAUAAGAUUGUUAAGAAGAUAGAGCAUAUAACCCAAGAGAGGAUUAGAAGCGUUGCCUUGGAUGCAGUUUAAGCAAUUGAUACUCGAUUCAGAUCUGGAUUACAAAUCUUCAUAGCAAGAAUCAUAAAGACCUUGGCUUUACAGCAUAAUGAAAAUAUGCUUUUAUGUACAUCACAGUUUUUGCCAGAAGUGGCUGUAAUCACUGUACAUUGCUACAGCAUCUGGUGCAGGAACCCAGAGGGAGAGCUGAAAGUGCCUGUGGUCACCUCAACAUGUCCUCUGUGGGUUUCCUGCUUUGGCCCUCAGCCCUGUGCCUGCUCACACUGCUCCAGUGGGGUGGCAUUAACAUAGGGAGCUCUACACAGGAACAUGGCUUUAACUGUGCUUUAGAGAGUGCCCAAAGUACUCCAAAUGCUAUUAUGCCUUAUACUGCCUGUUUUGUCUCCUUAUUGAGAAAACAAAUGGUAUUUUUGGGAGGAGAUGCUGGGGAGGACCUUUUAACAAUGGGAGUGUGGGUGGAAUGGUACGAUGCAAGUGUCUUAGCUUUUGUUCUCUGUCCUCAGCCCCUUUCCAUGAUGUGGCAUGAGGAAGGGGUACCAUUUAAAGCUAACAGCAGAGGAAGAUGGUGAGAUAGGAAGUAUAAUCUUGAUGUACUUUAUUGUUUGUCUGGGGAGGGGGAGAGUUGGAAACUUUGUAAAGUUAC